CAUUAACCUCACUUUAAUUUAAAUAAAAAUAUCCACGUAUCGAAAAAAAAAUCCUUAUUAAUGCCACUAGUCAAAUCGUAAUGUUAUAAUGUUUUACUUAAAGCUGCCUACUAAGUCAUAGAAACAUAUUGUGAUAUGGAAAGAUAGAAUUUAGUUUGAUCCAAUGGAAAAUAAUAUUAGAUUAAAUUUGCUUAAUGAAGAUGAAACUGUCCCAUCCAGAGAUUGGAGAAAGGCGCUACGUUCUCAGCCAGCGUACCGCAUCGUGAAUAAAACCAUUAGAGGUCAGACUCAGUUUAUCAGUAUUGUGGGCUUUGUCGGGCUCUGCAUCUUAAUUAUUCUGUAUAUGUACCCGAAAAGAGGCUCAAGCGGUUUGAGAAGUGCGUAUUUAGGUACCGGUUAUAAUUAUACUUAUCCUUUAACAAGGCCUAUAAAGACAGAUGCUCUACAUACAUUUCGGAUAGGUAUAAUAGCCGAUUUAGAUACAAGUUCCAAACAUACUAAAGAGAAAGCAACAUGGUAUUCGUAUUUGAAAAUGGGUGAUCUCAACUACAAUCCAACGACACAUACUGUGAUGGUCUCAUGGGAUAGAUCAGAACCCAAACAGCUGAGCAGCAGUUUUUCAUUAAAAGACAGAGGUAUGGAACUAUCAGAGUUGGUUGUUUUCGAUGGGAGAUUGUUAACGUUUGAUGAUAGAACUGGACUUAUUUAUGAAAUAGUUAGACAUGAAAAAAUGGUUCCAUGGGUAAUAUUACUUGAUGGAGAUGGAAGUUCCUCAAAGGGCUUUAAGUCAGAAUGGGCUACUGUAAAAAAUGAAAUUUUAUAUGUUGGUUCAAUGGGAAAAGAGUGGACAACAGCAAGUGGAGAUUUUCAAAGUAACGAUCCUCAGUAUGUCAAAACUGUUACUCCAAAGGGACAGGUCAGCCAUGUAAAUUGGGUCAAAGAAUAUAACAGAUUAAGAGAAGCAAUAGGAAUAUACUGGCCUGGUUAUAUGAUACAUGAAAGUGGUGUGUGGUCAGACGUACAUAGAAAAUGGUUCUUUUUACCUCGAAGGUGUAGUAAAGAACAGUAUAAUGAAUCUUUAGAUGAAAGAAGAGGAUGUAAUGUCCUUUUGUCAGCUGAUACUAACAUGUAUGAUGUUAGUGUAGUGGAGCUUAGCACAAAGAACAUUAGAGGAUUUUCUAGCUUUAAAUUUGUGCCCAGCUCAAAUGACCAUGUAAUUGUUGCAUUGAAAACUGAAGAACUUGAAGGGAAAACAGCUACAUACAUUACAGCGUUUACUAUAAAAGGAGAAAUUGUACUUGAAGAUUCUUUUAUAUCAGACCUAAAAUAUGAGGGUAUUGAGUUUAUAUAAUAUUCAGAUUAAUUAGCUUUCAAUUUGUCUAUUGUGUAAACUAAGAUAAUGUCACAGUAUAAAACUGUAGGGUGAAUUUAUUCUAUAAUGUUUUUCAAAUCCAUCUAUUAUAUACUUCAUCAAUAAACAUUAUAUAUAUAUUUUUUCAAUUUAUGUUCAUCAUUUCUAAUAAAGAAAAUGUUAAGUGUU
Messenger RNA from Sitophilus oryzae (rice weevil), 1540 nucleotides. Its product is annotated as apyrase. Gene Ontology annotation, biological process: proteoglycan biosynthetic process. The record is from RefSeq and is a predicted model, not a curated record. The coding region runs from base 164 to 1351 and encodes 395 amino acids. Gene Ontology annotation, molecular function: UDP phosphatase activity; calcium ion binding; GDP phosphatase activity. The transcript has 4 exons. Lineage: Eukaryota; Metazoa; Arthropoda; Insecta; Coleoptera; Curculionidae.